UUGCUCAAAUGUAAAAUGCUAAAAAAGAUGUAUAAAAAAACAAAAAAGCUAAAAAAGAAAAUAUAGAAUGCUCAAGGGUAUGUUAGUCAUAAAAACAUGUUUUCGUGACUAGGCUACUACUACUCCUCCUUUGCGCGAGUUGCAGGUUUAUGUUGUUGUAAUUUUCGCAGAUAAACACUGGCCAUGGCAGCGACGGCAAAUUCAGAAACCUCACAAAUCCACAGAUUCCAUCAAUACAAAUACGUCGACGCUGUUCGUUGGCUUCCAGUACUAUCCGCAUUCAAUCGAUUCGCAGUUCUCGCUACCUCCGACUUCGAUUCCAAUCUCUCUUUCAUCGAAAUCCAUUCUUUCAAACCAAACCCACUUUCCUUCGAUUUCCAAUCUUCAUGGACUUCUCCUUCCCCAAUCUCAUCUCUCAAAGCUUCCCAGUUCCUUCAGAAUUCAAUCAUCGCCGCCACAACUUCAUCCGGCUCACUCCAUUUCUUGUUCGCCGAUUCCACCGAUGCAACGCUUCAAUCUGAAGUUUCUGUACCCGAGAAUGAGCUUCAUUCGGUCUCUGAGACUUGCAUUGAUCUCAUGGAUGGUGGAGUUGAGUGUGUUACUGUUGGGGAUGAUGGGAAGGUGAAUUUGGUUACUGUUGGAAACUCUAAUUUGAAUUAUCGUAGAUUGUUUGAUAGUGGUGGUUUGGUUUCGUAUACCGCAGUGAAAUGGGCUUCUCCGGUUGAGUUUGCUACCGGUGGAUAUGGUUUCGGUCUUCAUUGGUGGGAUCAGAGAAAACCCGGUGGACCGGUUUCUCAGUUUAAGGGUAACUGGGAUAAAAAUUUGAAUUCUGGGAUAGUGCAUUCUAUAGACAUUCAUCCAUCACGAAAACAUACUUGCCUGGCUGGUGGCUCCUUAGGUACUGUUUUGGCUUGGGAUCUUAGGUGGCAGCAACAGCCAAUUAUACUCUCAGGAACAGGAGCAGGGGAUGGGGCUGGCAACAGUGCAGUCCAGUCAAUAUCUGAAAGUGAGGUUUGGGAGGUUCAGUAUGAUCGUUGCAUAAAAUCAAACACGUCCUCUACUCGGAUUUUACCUGCCAUGAUAUGUUCAGAGGAUGGAAUUCUUGGCGUGAUUGAGCAAGGUGAGGAACCAAUUGAGCUGCUUGCAGAACCUUGCGCCAUCAAUAGCUUUGAUAUUGAUCAACAUAAUCCAUUGGAUGUGAUAUGUAGUUUAGAGUGGGAAUCAGUAGCCAUAUUGACAAGACAAUAACAUUAACAGUCUUGUUUCUACUCUAGUGCCUUGAGAUUCAUGAAGGGGGUACAUUUUUGUAGCUGAUGGAAGAACUGGAGCUUUUAACAGACUAUUUGUGCUUCUUUAUUAUGUAAAGCCAUUUGUAUGAAAGUAGAGUUUGGGAUUGGUGGAUUGCAAACUAUGCAGCAUUAUCAGCAUGUGUGAAAGAGACUUAUUACAUGUUUUGUUCGGCGUUGUGAAAGCCGUGGUGCGGCCAACCAACACUAGAAUAUGGAGCUUUUGAGUGAACGUAUGUUGGUGCCAUGGCUUCAUUGAUUUUCCAAACACGUGCUUAAAAAGUGACGGUUUCCUUGGCAAAUGUAGGUCGGAUCAUCAGUUAUAACUUGGAUUUCAUUGUAUCUUUUCAACUGCAUGAUUUCUAUGCUGAUUUAACCUGAUCACCUAUAGGACAUAGUUGAUAUUGCUGUGCUAUGAUAUUGCUGUGCCUUCUAGAAUAUCUAUUGUAUUAGAAGUAAAAAAAAAGAGUGAAAUUAUCCUAAGCAGAACUGAUUUCAUACAAUCAAAGCUUUAUAUUCACUUGAGUAUGCCUUAUCAAGGUUUCUUUUCUUUUCUUAUCCAAUCAUGGGAAACAAGUUUUAUAA
Trifolium pratense (red clover) is the source of this 1871-nucleotide messenger RNA. Its product is annotated as nuclear pore complex protein NUP43. Bases 184 to 1248 code for a protein of 354 amino acids. The record is from RefSeq and is a predicted model, not a curated record. The transcript has 5 exons. Gene Ontology annotation, molecular function: protein binding. NCBI's taxonomy places the organism in Eukaryota, Viridiplantae, Streptophyta, Magnoliopsida, Fabales, Fabaceae. Gene Ontology annotation, cellular component: nuclear pore outer ring.